GUGACUGUUCUCAGUCUAACCAGCUGGCCCUGUGGAAGUGUGAUGGGGUUGGUCGUCAGCUGCAAAUACAAGGCCAUAUUGUACCCACCAACAGAUGUGUGCAUUUGUAAACAAUUGUUUUCAUCAGUACCAUUUAUUUCAUAUAAAUGUGAAUGAUGGGCACACAUGCAUUGACAGCUGUUUUUAGUUUUUAUUUUUUCUUUCAGUGUCGGGGCUUGGGACCAUGCAGAAAUGUGAGGACAUCUUGGAUAUGCUGCUAUUAUUUAAAUUAUUUUUUAAUCUCCACACGUUUUAUUGGUAGUUUUAUGUUAGAAAAUAAACAAAUAUACAAGCAAUAAACAUACAAGCAUACAAACCUAUUUUGUGCACUAUUUAAUCUUUAUGUCUGUGAUGUCCUUAGAUUCCCUGAGAGCCAGAGGCUCAAUGAAGAGCGGGAAUAGGGCUGGACUGAGGUGGCAUCCCUGAAUUGUCUGGUUUUAAUUAGAAUGGAGGAUGUAAAUUAUUUGGAUUAUAUGCUUGUGUUUUUACUUCUCGUCAGCCUGUCAUAAACAAUGUUCUCGCUAGGUGGUGCUGUAUUUGGGGCUCCUUUUUUCUGUAGAUGCAUAUAAUGUGUGCCCUGUACCUCUCGGCUCUGAGAAACUUGCCCUGCAUUUUCAUUUAACUUGAAUCUAUAUAGAAUGUGAUUGUGCCAAUGCCCAUCAGGAAACCAAAACUUAGGACUGAGCCAAUUGGCUGACAGAAGACAUUCGAGCCAUUAGGAAGGGAAGAAGGUGGAAUGAAGAGUUGUAGCAGAUUGAGAUUUUCAAGGUUCACUUGUUUGUGAAGCCAAGUUUAUUUAUAUAGCACUUUAAAAUGGCUUGUUAACCCAAGUGCUUAAAGGGAUACUUAGCAACUUUUUCAUAUUUUUAAAUAAUUUCCUUGAGCCAUUAUGUGCUAAAGUGACCAUUUACAUUGUUAAUGAAAAGUCCCUUAGACCCCCCACUGCCCUCUGUGGUCAGAAUGCAGUUUGAAACUUCAGAGUGCCGAUUCGAUCCCUGUUAGGAAAAAAAAUGAUGCUUGCAUACCUGGCGCUGCAGUCUGCUUUCAGCUGGUUUUCAGCAUGUUUUAGAUCAUGAACACAGCUAAUUAGUUUUAUUUAGUGAUGGGAUUCUCCUCUAGAAACUAAGGAAGGCUGAGGAGACAUUUUAGCUGUUAAAAUAGUGUUAAAGAGACUAACAAAUAGCGAGGAGAAACGUUUUACUUUCAGUUUGACUGCAAAGAAUUAAAUGGACACUAGGGGGUGCUAAAAGCAAGCAAAAGUGCCAAGUGUGCCUUUAACAGAGAUAAAAAUGCAUCAAAAAAGAACAAACUGGCAAGGACAGAGCGGGAAAUAACAGAGUAGCCAAUGUAUUUGAUUUGAUUGAUUGAAACGUUCAUUUGAACAUAAGACAAAAUGUUUUAAAAAAAUCUAUGAACAUAGUAGAAAAGAAAAGAUAUACCAAUAAAAAAAAGUCUUUGCCCAAAGGGACUAAGAAGAAGCAAGUGCUUAUUCAAUCCCACCCCCUUGUCUCACAUUACUAAUUUACAAGUUACCAUCUAUACCUACAUGCAUACAUACAUAUAUACCAUCGACAUAUAAAUACUGGACAAUGGGUUUCCAUAGGCUCCAAUAACAUGUUUUUGAAGAAAAAUGGGAGGUGGCCACCACCGUCAUUUUGACCGUGUCACAGGUUCCGUCAAGCCCAGACAAUUCCACAACAGGGAAGAGAGAUGGAGCUGAGGGUGGGGCUGUAAGGCUGGGAUCAACUGAUGACACCCGGUCAAACUAGCUAUAAGCUAACCUGAAGCUAACCCAAAGCUAAUGCGGAAGUGGGAGCUAAGCUAACGGAGGUAGCAACCUAGCUACAACCGGAGUUAACUGUGCACAACACCAGAGCUUCUGAGCCAGAGAUACGACGGGCUGACCACUGGGUAUAACCGGGUGGAACACAGAGGUCUCCUGAAAGCUACUGAAAGCCGGCUAUACUCUAGUUCCAUAGCCGGCAGCCCACGCAGCAGACAAGCGCAGCGAUCAGACAGAGAUGCGCCGAGCUGCGGGGAGGGGAGAAACGGGUGGAAAACAGGUCUCCCGAGAGCUCCACAAGCCGAUAGUCGGAACCCAGCUCCACCAACAUGUUAUAUUUCAACCCAUUUUCUAAAGUGCAGCAUUAUGUUAAAUGUUAGGGUUUUACCCUAUUACAUUUAAAUUUCAUGGUUAAACAGUACAUGUUAAAAUCUAAGCUCAGCUCGGCAGUGACCUAAAUUAUAUUUAUGUAUUUUUACUUACCGAAGAAAAUUAAGUGGAGACUCCUUGGACGCUCUAUUAGUGCAAUAAAUACCACAGCAAGUCAUUUUGUCCAACAAUUAAACAAAAAAUAUCCAAAAAAGAAUACACAAACGCUACAACUAAUGGUCUAAGUUGAGAGACUGAAAAUGACCGAACAGUUUUCAGGCAAGGCCGAGGCUCAGACUGAGGCCUUUCCACAGAGCUAGCUCUGUGGUCACGUGGGUCUGAGGCGGCGGUCACGUGGGUCUGAUGCUCAUUAAUUAUACAGAAUUUUAGGCUUUUAAUACACUUAAACAGAAGAGUGAGAAAAAAAUUCACCCCCCUCAGAGUUGUCAUGAGUGUAAACUAGAUCAUUUAAACCAAAAACAUGUUUUGGUACCAGGCUGCAAACAUGUUUAUUUCUGCUUUGAAAUUGGUAUUUUUAACAUGGGAGUCAAUGAGGAUUUGCUCGCUUCUGACACCAGCCCCCAGCGGACGAGGGUGGAACUGCAAUUUCUUUCCGCGUUUGCUUCAAUUUUUCACCCGCAUUGUGGGGGCUUGAUAUAUACAUACAUACAUACAUACAUACGUACAUACAUAUUAAUAUAUAUAUGCAGCUACUAAUGAGAGCAUUUUGCAUUAACAUUUUAUGGUACUAGUGAUAGUAAUAAUAAUAACAAUGACAAUAACAAACAACAGCAAAAUAAUAAUGACAAUAUCAUAGUUUCCAUAACCUCAGAGAACCUCAUUUUCAUAUGCAUUAAUUAUCAUUUUUUUUAUACAGUGAUGUAAAUUUGUUUAUUUGGACACUGUGUGUAUUUCCUGCAGCCCAUUCCACAGUUUCACACCACAUACUGAUACACAGAAACUCCUUUUAGUGGUUCUUACCCUAGGCAUUUUAAAAUUUUUAGUCCUCCGUAAAUGAUAUCCCUCAUCACUCUGGUUGAAGAGCUUUUGAAUAUUAGGUGGCAAUAAGUGCUUACUAGCUUUAAACAUUAUUUGAGCUGUUUGAUGAUGAACCAAUGUAGACAAGUAAAUGACAAGAAUAAAUGUAGAAUAAAAUAAACAUAAAAAUGUUAAAAUACAGGAACAGUGUCACACUUUAAAAGCCAAGAAACAGAGGUAUGUUUUAAAAGUGACUUAAAAGCAGUCAAAUCCGAUGCAUUUCUGACAUCGACUGGCGGACUUCCAUGGUUUUGACCUGAGGACUCUUACUGGUUUGUAGUGAUGGAUGUGCUUGGUCAAACAGGACGGUCCCGGUUUGUUUAACAUUUUAAAAACAAAAGUCAAUCAUUUAAAAUCAAUCCAAAAUUGAACUGGAAGCCAGUGGAAAGAGGCCAAAACAGGAACGAUGUAUUCCAAUCUACCAAAGGGCAGUAGGGUCAAUUUCUUUACUGACAUUGUUGGGUGAAACUCCUGAAAUCAGUGCGUCCUCGUUAACACAGUGCUGUUAAACGAACAUGAUGUGAGUUUUAAUAAUGUCCUCCAUUUUUUUGUUAAAGAAGUGGAAACAAGGGCCAUGAUUUCUUUAGCCUAAUUUAUACAUCACAGUAAGCUCUGAGAGGGAGAGACGCACACGCAUUGACAGGCAUUUAGCUCUCAGGAUUGUUGCAAAGCAAUUCCCCACCAAGACAACAGAGGGCAUAGCGCUAUUCUGAGGCAACCUGCCACUGUUACAGUCACGUAUUUGGUCCACAAUAUUGCAUUUACUAUUGUGUUUACAUUGUUUAAAUGUAUUUCAGAGACUUUUUAAUAUGGACAAAUUUGUCCCUCAUUCCCCUCUUCAUGUGAUCAGCACCUCUAAACUCACGUUUAUCAUCUUUUCUGACCCCAAAUAAAACGCUUGCUGCAUGUCUUUGUACUCCUUCAGUCACGGGUGAUCAAACAGUUAUUUUCAGAAUUAUUCCGCGGUGAGUUUUUCAAUCUGUUCCGUGUCUGCCGCGAAAUAUCUAUUUACUUUUUUACAGGGCAAAAACAGUGCUGCUGACAAAUUUACAGAAAGCAGCGUCCUGACCAAUAACAAGCCUGUUGUUUCCAUCUCUUUCGACAGAUAGUUAAAAAUUUGGGCCAUGUCUCCAUCACCCUUUGCGAGCCAGUCUGAGGGCUCUUGUGUCGACGCAUAAUGGCGUUGCGUGUCUCCGUCCCGAUGCAGACCGAGAAGUAUAAAUUAGGUUUUGGUCCGAUCAAUUCUGCUGCCUUCUCCAGCAACAUUUCAGUCUUUACAACUAGUGCCACUAAGCUGGAACAGGUAGUGUCAUGACUUGAAGCCCGGACCACACUGCGUUUUUCGGCUGUAACCUCACACUGUGAGGACUCUAGAGGGGUGGCACACAGUCUGAGAUUUCAGUGAGCCAAACUGCACGAUGUCUCGCUCUUGCAGGACAUGCUAACAUCACGAGCGCAUUCCUCAAAAAUCAUAAGUCACCAAAAGCUGACAGAUCCCUAGAACAACAAUGUUGAAAAGAGAUAGAAGCAGCACCCUUACCACUUAUUUUAAUAGACUUUGAACCCAAACUCCAAAAAGGAGUGGUAAAAGACAUGAUUCAUGAUGGAGAUGAAGUUCACUGGACCUCAGUAGAUAGUGUAUUUUUUCUCCUAAUAGACAGAAUUAGCAAGAGAAUAGAUGGCACUUUCUUUUUUUCCUGCCAACAGUUUCAGCUCCUCACUGAGACCUUCUUCAUUGGCUGUCAUCUGCUGGAUGGAUGACGUGGCUUAUGCGUGGUGUGCAUCAUAUGGGAGUGGCGUGUGGAGUUGUCAUGUCCACGAGCAUUCCCACAUUUGGCUGACAAGGAAACUCUGAAAUCAGCCCUAACGAAGCAUUACAGACAGGAGCUCCACGUGAUGGUCUGCAGUCAUAGGGAGAGAAAGCAACAUAUUUGAUGGAUAAAGGAAUCCAUAAACAUCUGAGCACACAAGUGCAUCUGGAGACUGUAAUCCACGUUUUUAUUGCCUCCAGAUUGGACUGUUUUAAAGUGCCUAAUGCUUGACUCGGCCAGGCUAUGACUGCUCAGCUGCAAACUGUCCAAAAUUCUGCUGCUGAUGUGAGCACAUCAUGUUGUCUAUUCUAAAAACAAUGCUAUAUAAAUAAGAGUGAUUUGUACUUUUAAACAAAUGCUGUAUUUUGUAUAUUUUGUUUUCGUAAUAUCUAUAUAACAUUAAAUAGCUGUUUUUGUGUCGACUGCAACGGUUCACUGGAUUUCCCCAAAAGCUUGGAUGGGAAUUUGUAAUGACACUAAAUAACCCCAAAGAUGUGUCUUUUGAGAUCAUUCUCGCUUCUUAAAGUCAGCAAUUAAUUGAAUAAAAUAUUUUAUUGUGCUUUGCAUAAUUAGAUUAUGACUAAAAGAAAAUUGUGUAGCUAAACCAUCGGAAACUAUUUUGUUUGGAUUGUUGUAAUGCCAAUAAAUUGCCACCAGAUGGCAAAAGACAUCCAGCUGAAGCAGUGUCCAAGACAUGCCGUUACAUCUUCCUUUUGGCAAAUUGUCUUCGUUCAUCAUAAAGCACUUGUUUGGGGCGGGGAGACAUAAAAUAGCAAACUGAACAAACAAAAAACAACAAACAAAUCAAACUUAGUCCAUGAUGUGUAUUUAAAAAGCUGGUUGGCAGAGAUUCCCUGUUUGUUUUGAUCCAACUGCCAUUUUCCGAGGAUCUUUGAACGCACCAGACCCGGUUGCCAGGGGAACCCUAAUUGUGGUUAAACCAUCGGUUAAACACGGUAACUGUACUGUAGAACAUUAGCUCGCAAACGCUCUUUGAUUACAUAAAGUCACAAUGGAGGCAUUUGAAAAUACGACAGAAACAAAUCUGGAUAUACAAAUAACGGUUCUAUGUGGAAACAACUUGGAAGGAAAGAAGACAGAACAUCUGCAGAGUUGGCUCCAGGUAACGAUGGAUGAAAAGAUUCUGGGAAAGUCAGAGAAGAAGCAGAUCGACAUUUUGGAGCAACGUGUUGAUUACAACUUCACCUGCAGCUUCAGUCCACCUAAUGACACUCAGACUCUUAACAACAUCGCCCAAAAGCCAGUCAUAUUCACUGUGAUGGAGGUGCUAACCGAGACCAAGAAAAGUGAGGCAACAUUUUUGGCACUGGGCCAAGCUGUGGUUGACCUGCUGCCACUUCUACAAGGUCGGUGCAGCUUUUCCUCCACAGUGCCGGUCAUUCCUGUCAACAGCCCGGGACUCAAGGAAUCUCAGCAAGGCUUUGCUCUGAAGCAACCAACCCUGGAUGUCUAUGUCAGUGUUCUAAAUCCCCUGCUGUCUGAGGCUGAACUUGCAGCCUCUAACCUUCUGAGGGUAACCGUGGAAACAGCCUAUUCUGUCCCUGAGGCAUGGGCAUUGCCAUCAGGCUCCGCCCCCAGCCCCUACACAUACACCGCUGCCAUAGAGGUCCCUCUGAGUGCAGAGAAAGAUCAGGUGUUGAUGUUCUGUGGAGGACAGCUGAAGGCGGGGGGACAGAGAGAGGUCAAGGGUCGCCAGAAGAAGAGACCACAUCAGGCUGAGUUAGAACCACUGAACCACUUUUUCCCCGGAAGAUUUUUUCUGCCAGAGCCCAUCAAACAAGAGGACGGGGAGUUAACUGCUCUAGAGGACCGGCCUUUUCGUAAAGAGGCAGAAACGAUGAAGGACAGGGUGAGCUGGGACACGGAGACGUGCUGCUUUCUGGAUGCAGGAGCAUCUUCCAGGCUGCAACAGAAGAUCACUGAGAGCAGACUGUUGCCUGUGGAGAUUAUGCGAUCAUCGGACCUACCGAAGAAGCUUAAUGUUGACAACCCGGAGGUCUCCUUCCACGGUUUGGCGUUUGUGGACCUGGGGCAUCUGUUGGUUCCAGGAGUCAGGCGCAUCAGAGGAGCGUACCAUGUUGAGCCCUUCUCUGAGUCUGAGCUGUUCAUCAAGUCCAAACAGACAGUCAGUGUGUUAAAGGAGCAGGCUAAGAUCGCAGCCUUCCAGGCAAAAGCCCGCAGCAUAUUGGCUGCUGGAUUCCAGAAACAAAUACGGAGGAACCAAAAUGAUUCACCUAAAAGGACCAGAACGGCUGCAAUAGUCAGGAAAGCUCUUAAGUUAAGGGCAGCUCAAUCUGAAGAUGUGUUAGAAAUCCUGGCUGCUGCUGUACCAGUCACCGCAGAAGGAAAUACGUACACGGAGGCCAGAACCUAUAUUAUUGUUGAAAUAGUCUUGGAGAAACCGCUGGUACCAAAACCAUCUCCAGAGGAGCUAGCCAGAAGGUUGCAGGCACUGAUCCCACCCAGACCUCAGCCUCCAGGUCCUAGUGGAGCAGAACGAGCAGUGCUAGACUUUCACCAACAGGUGGGCAACACGGUAGCUGCUGUUUCAGAGCAGUAUCAGGAGAUGUUUGGAGCAAAUCCCAAUCUGUCACACGGCCUUAGCCAAGAGCAAAUGCUGGUGGAGCUGAUGGGAGGCCUCAAUCUCUCUGGGAGAUAUUUCCAUUUCAAAGAGCAGAUGAAGCAUGCUGUGGUGGGGGUUGUACGUGACAAGAUGCAGCAGGUGGAUCCCAUCACUAACCCUCAGGAGCUACAGACAUUCACCAGCAGGCUCUACGUGGAGCUGGUGGGUGAGAUGCAUGCAGCUUUAAACAAGAUUUAUUCCAGUGACGUUGAUGAGGACUGCAGUGAAAUCUCCUUAGAUUCUUCACAACUUAGACAUUUUGCUAGAGAGGCACAGCUUUUUGGGAAUUACCAGAAAGCAGCUAAGUACUACCAAGAGUUGGUAGUGAGGAACCCUGAUGAACCCUUGUAUAUGUUUGAGUGGGGAAGCUUAUACAUGUUGAGCGGUGACCACAUGAAGGCCAACGAGUGUUUCCAUGAGGCUGUGUCCAUCCAACAAGCACACCAGCCCAGUCUGAUGAUGUGUGGCGUUUUGGCCGUGAUGUCUGAGCGUUACAAACAUGCCCAGAUCCUCCUGGAGCGAGCUACCAGCAUAGACCCCCCCAGUGUGUCGGCCUGGACUCUUCUGGGUUUGCUCCACCAGAGACUAAAUGAACCCUUUGUGGCUGAGAGGGCUUUUGCGGAGGCCAAACGGGUGCUCGAGGAAACAGAAGCCAACAACAAAACAGACAAAGAAGAAGAGACGAAAGACAGCAGCGAAAACAUUAAGAGGGACAAGGCCCUGAAAGACUUUGAGUGUUUAGACACAGAAGAGCACCAAGAGUCUUCAGCAGAAGAUGACAGCUCCAUGUCGUCUCUAUCUAAACUCUCUUGUAGCAUUUAUACACACACAGUCCAGUUCCUGCUGCAGAACGGAGCCUUUCAGAUGGCAGAACAAGUUCUGGCCCAGGAGCUGCUGUGUUCUGAAGGUGGUCACACUGGUUCCUACCUCUAUAAUCUGGCCCAGUUGCAGAUGCUCAAAGGGGACACCUGCAAGGCUGCUACCACUCUGAAGAAGGCCACGCUUUAUAGAGAUCAGGACCCAGACACCUGGGCAUUGAACGGCCACUGCCAUUAUCUGCAAGGUGUCUUUUCUGAAGCCCAGAAGAGUUAUAAAUGCAGCCUGAUGUUUCCAGAACCCCCAUCAGAAUCUCACAUAGUUCUUCUUCGUCUGGGAUCCAUCUAUCUCCUGGAGAACAAGUUUGAGCUAGCCAAAGACAUUUAUCUGCAGGCUUGUGAGCGUUCUCCGUCAUGCCUGACGUGGCUGGGCUUGGGUACAGCUUGUUACAGGCUGGAAGAGCUGCGUGGAGCUGAGGAAGCUUUGACUGCAGCCAACCAUCUGGACACAGAGAACGCAGAAGUGUGUGCCUACCUGGCUCUGAUCUGCCUCAGGUCUGGACGACUCAUGGAGGCUGAGCAGUUGUAUAAAUAUGCAGUCAGGUACAACCUUCAGGAAUCGUCACUGCUCAGAGAGAUGGAUGAGCUGAAGGAGCAGCUGCGGUACUCUCCUCUGGUGUCGCGCUUCAACACAAGUGUUGCAACAGAAGUUUAGACCCAGAAAACAUUCAGAGUUCAUAGUCACAUUGUAUUGUUGGGUUUUACAUUUUAACCCCACUAGUUCACAUUCAUACAGCAGGUAUUGUUUACCAUAAAGGUUCAAUUCUGUUAUUUAUCAGUCUUAUAAAUAAACUCAGAGCAACACGAAUGGUGUCAAAUGUUUGUAAACAUUUUAUUUUGAAAAUGCAGCAACAUAAUAAACAACAAAUACAAUAGUAAAAACUCAAAACAUUGUAAAAGAAAGUGUUGGGAGUGCUCUAUAAACACAAAAAGCAUUUCAAAGUUUUCACAACAUUUUAUAUUUAAAUAGUUUUGACAUUUGAGGGACAGGUGGACUUCUGACAGGUAUAAAGCUUUUCACAUAAUUACACAUUGUUGUAUUUUAUCAUAUGGGUGAAAGGUGGUUGUGAAUAUUUAUUUAAUACCAGAUUAUGACUUUUAUUUGGAUGUUACCAAUAUAUCAUCUCAGGUUUGCAAUGUCAGCUAAAAGUUUUUUUUAUAUUGUUUACUAUUUUGGCACAGUCCAAGUCCAAAAGAAAAUAUCAUUGUGGAUUAUCUUCAGGAUCUGUUCUUUUUAAUGUGUAUCGGGCCUCGCUUUAUGUGUUUAUUACUUUUCUUCAACUUGUUAAAGCAUAAACAAGAUUUCAAACAUCAGUUUUUUUUUCUUUAUCUUAAAAAAUGCAGCAUAAUAAAAUGAUGAAACAUGUUUUAAUUCUAAAACCAUAUUGAAUAGUUUAUGAAACUCUUCAGUUUAUGAAACAAAAUUUCUGGGGGUUAUCCUAGACCAUAAUAUUAGCUGGAAACCACAUAUCAAAUAUAUACAAACACAAUUGGCAAAGAGCAUUGGUGUUUUGGGUAAAAUAAAGCUUUUACUGAAUCAAGAA
Nothobranchius furzeri (turquoise killifish) is the source of this 10103-nucleotide messenger RNA. RefSeq names its product cilia and flagella associated protein 70 (gene cfap70). Gene Ontology annotation, cellular component: extracellular exosome; motile cilium. Gene Ontology annotation, molecular function: protein binding. Lineage: Eukaryota; Metazoa; Chordata; Actinopteri; Cyprinodontiformes; Nothobranchiidae. Gene Ontology annotation, biological process: cilium movement; cilium assembly. The record is from RefSeq and is a predicted model, not a curated record.